AUGGGUAAAGAUAUAGAUAUUUCCACAAACCAGGAGCACUUUGUCAGAGAGGCAUUGAAACUAGGCAUCAGAACAGACGGCAGAUCUCUUCUUGAGUCGAGAAAACCCAUCAUAUCGCUAUCUCCUGAUCUUUAUGGGUUUGUUGAAAUAGAGUGGGGCCUCACCAAGUUGGCCGUACGAAUCUCCGCUGAGAUAUUGCAACCGUACGAGGACAGACCUUUUGAAGGCUUGUUCACGAUAAACACAGAAAUUUCACCAAUGGCAUCUCCACACUUUGAAAACGGAAAGAACACAGAUGACGAAGUAUUGAUAUCCAGAUUGAUUGAAAAGGCUAUUCGUAGGUCCAAUGCUCUUGAUUUGGAGUCUUUGUGUAUAGUAGCAGGUAGCAAAGUAUGGCUGAUCAGAGCUGACAUACAUUUCUUGAACUUCGAUGGUGGGCUCAUUGACAGUGCUUGUUUGGGAGUUAUGACUGCCUUGCAGCACUUCAAGAAACCAGAUAUUUCUGUAAAUGGAGAGGAUAUAAUCAUUCAUCUGUUGGAUGAGAGACAACCAGUGGCUCUCUCCAUUCUCCAUGUCCCCAUUUGCGUUUCCUUCUCAUUCUUUAACCCUGGAGCGGUAGAGGAGAACAUCAAGGGAGAUUUAAACGAAGAGAUCUCCAUAAUAGAUUGCACCCAGCAAGAGGAGCUUCUUAGAGAUGGUACCCUUGUGAUUACUAUAAACAAGAACAGAGAGCUUAUUCAGAUACUGAAGAGCGGAGGGUUACCUAUUGAUGCUACGAUGUUGAUGGACUUGAGCAGCAGGGCUCUUUUGAUUGCUGAGGAGCUUACCGAUAUGGUGAAGGAUCUCUUGAAGAAGGAUGAGCAAGAAAGAUACAAGAAAUUGAACUUGAAGAUGUUACAAGCUGAAAAUAGUAGAUAG
Dujonia railenensis is the source of this 918-nucleotide messenger RNA. The record is from the annotation of a GenBank genome assembly. Lineage: Eukaryota; Fungi; Ascomycota; Pichiomycetes; Serinales; Debaryomycetaceae.